This is a messenger RNA of Dentiscutata erythropus, 324 nucleotides long. The record is from the annotation of a GenBank genome assembly. NCBI's taxonomy places the organism in Eukaryota, Fungi, Glomeromycota, Glomeromycetes, Diversisporales, Gigasporaceae.
AUGUAUUAUAUGGAUAACAGAAUUUCGUAUUGCUCUAAUAACAAUAUUGAUUUUGCUUUACCUUUCAAUGAGUGUUUUGAUAAGUCUUUUGAUGAAAUUAUAAAUAGGCUCACCACCUUAUUUAAACUUAGAAAUAUUGAUAAUUCCAACUUUGUAUUUGUAAUUGGAAAUGUUGAAGAUAGUAUAUUCAAAAAUAGUGAUCUCAAAUAUCAGUUCAAUCUUGUAUCUGUAAUUGGAAAUGUUAAAAAUGAUGAAUAUCAGUCCAAUUUCAUAUCUGUAUUUAAAAUUAUAGAAGAUAACAUAUGUGAAAUUAAUUUAAGAUGA